Molecule: messenger RNA, 1622 nt
Organism: Suillus plorans
Lineage: Eukaryota; Fungi; Basidiomycota; Agaricomycetes; Boletales; Suillaceae
Exons: 9
Coding region: 132-1553 (473 amino acids)
Biological process (GO): nucleocytoplasmic transport
Cellular component (GO): nuclear pore
Molecular function (GO): structural constituent of nuclear pore
Source: RefSeq, a predicted model, not a curated record
GGCACCGUAAACUAGGACCCCGGGACAGGGCCAACCUGGUAGUCUUGCUCACUGUUCAGAACAGCGAGUGGUGUCAACGCACUAGGUCUUGAGCUUCAGCCUCAACGAACUAUUCAGAUUAAUCUUCAAACAUGUCGUUCGGGGCAGGUACCAAUGUCUUUGGCACUAGUAAUACCGGCACGUCCAUCUUCGGGCAAUCUAACGCGCCAAAGCCCACCACUUCGCUCUUUGGAAAUACGCAGCCCUCCUCCGGAGCGGGAACCACAACGACGGGCUUCGGUGGUUUCGGAGUGCAACCCCAAACCCAGACACAGCAACCUGCUCAAGGAAGUUCUGUGUUUGGAGGAGGCGCUUUCGGACAGACACAGCAACAACAGCCAUCCGGACCGACUUCGAUAUUUGGGCAGCCCGCACAACAACAGCAGCAGCAGCAACCUACAACGUCUCUAUUUGGGCAGCCUCAACAGCAGCCAUCGGGUACAUCUUUGUUUGCAAACCCUUCAACAAAUACGACUGGGCAGCAGACUGGCGGCGCAUUUGGAAGCACUCAGCCGCAACAGUCUACUAAUCUCUUUGGGAGCACUCAGCCGCAACAAUCUACUAGUCUCUUUGGGAGCACGCAACCGCAACAAUCAACCAGUCUAUUUGGAGCUACGCAGCCGCAACAGUCGACUAGUCUCUUUGGAACCGUGCAACCACAGCAACAGACAAGUAAUUUGUUCGCAAACACCCAACAGCAGCCGGGUGGACUGUUCGGGAGCACGAAUACUCAGCAGCAAGUUCCUGCUGGCGGGCUGGGGGUGAGCACAGCGGGGACAUCGAUGUUUGGGCAACAAAGACAAUCAUCGAUGAUGAGUACCACACCCAUAAGCGGACCUGCACCUUUUUCAAAAUCCACGAAGUUUAAUGAUCUUCCGGAUGAUAUCAAGAGGACGUUUGAACUCAUCGACUCGCACAUUCAGGGACGUAUACAAAUAAGCAACGAGCUUAAACAGCGAAAAAUGGGGGAAGAGGCGAUCAAGGGCCAGGAGUUAAUUCGCGAAUUGCACAAGGAGCUGCUUGGUGUAUCCUCCGUUAUUCAGUCGGACUCUCUCUUCGCCAAGGACCUGAAAGUGAAGACUGAACAAGCAGUUCAAGACACGAUUGUCGCAACCAACAUCAUCGAGGGCUUUAAAAAUCCGCAUCAGAGCGCAGCAUAUCUCAAGAAUCAUGCUUCGUUCCCUCUGGAAUUCUUCACCCGUGUCACGCAAGAGAUGCAGGAGCGUCUGCAGUGGUUCAAAAACACUAUCGAACAAAUUGAGCGGAAACUAUCCGCAUCGGCAUCCCAAUCUCAAAACACGCCCCAAGCAAUUUCAUCCACCCUCCAGACGCAACAUGCCAUAUUCGUUUCGCUUGCGGCUAGGACUGCGGCUGUUGACGCCGAAGUUCAAAAGGUAAAGGCGUUGUACACACAACUGUGGCGCGCGAAAACGGGGAGCAUGCGUGACCCUUUUAAUGAACUUGACCGCGGUAGUGGAGGAGAGUUUGGGAUGGAGUCGUUACAGGUCAAGUGAGGUAGUUCUGCACAUCCCUUGAUUGGCGUGAUACCAACUGCGGAAAAUAUACUCUUGCAUAAACGUGUG